GAAGAGUGUAAAUAAACUGCACGAGCUCAUCUGGACGUGAGGGGCGAACCUUGAUGAGCCGCGAGGAGGUGCCUGUGCACAACUUACAGACCUGGAAAAUGAGGUGCAUUGUGAAGAUCCAGAAGCAGCUGUGAAAAUGAGCACAUUUCAUAUGAUCUUGGAACAUGAGUUGGCGUGAAGUCCAGGCUGCUAGCACGUUUCAUGAGAUUGGAGAGUGAACUUUAGAUUAUGAUCCACCAGAAAAACGACUUUGGAUGUUGGAUUCCGGAGGACUUCGAGCAUUCCGAGGACAAGGACAGCAGCAUAGAAACCUGACGAGCAGGAGGAGGCAGGAGAGAAUGUCUAAGCGAGCGGCGGCAGUCGCUGUCUGGUUGUGGUUAGUGAUGAUUGCGGGGGUGUGUAAGAAGGUGGGGUCGCAGAUCGGGGAAGAGUCGUCGACAUCGACGAUGGGCGACGAGCAUUGUCUGUACGAGAAGAAGGAGUCGUGCGUGAAGGCCGAGGAGGCGGGCUGCAUCUGGUGCGAUCUGCCUCGACGAUGCUACUCGGCAGCUCGUUCGCUGGAGCUCGGCGAGUUCUGCAGCCGCAAGAAGGUGAAGCCCUUCGUCGAUGUCCCCACGUGCGACGAGAUCGUCCAGCGGCAGAACUGCAGCGGCGAAGUGAAUUGUCGAUGGUGCAAAAGUCAGGCUCUGGACGACGGCUGCUUCGGUGCCAUCGAGGCUGCGCGACUCCCGAAGCACAUCUUCGUUUGUCCUGCCACCUCUUCGGGCUCUGCCAUUUCAACCGCAAUAGGAAUCUAAAAGGCUCAGACGUCCUUCCUCCUCCUCCUCCUCCUCUGAAUUUGAGGGUUAUAAUCCUCAAAACCUCUGGGUUUGCUCGAAGGGUUUGAGGAUUAUAACCUCACAAACAGUGACAUUUUUCUGGCACAACUCACAAUUCGCACUUUCUUCCACCGUUCCCUUUCGAGCUAAGAUUUGGAGGGGUAGGAAAAAGCGAUCGAUCCAUCCAUCGAGUCGAAGAAAUGACAAUUACUCUGCUGCAGAUUAGCUGCCCUCCCUGAGUAUCAGUAACUCAUUGAUUCAGAUUGCCAAGUAUUGACGAGUCGUCUUGAAGGUCCAAGUGCUGCAGAGGAUAAAAACUUCCAAACUUGAAGCUCUCGUACGAUCCGAUCCGUCUUGGACUCUCCCGCUUGCGAGACAUGCAAGACAGAUGAUGGCGAUGGUGUAAUGUUCGGCCGGUCAAGAAAAGGUCGACUAUCUUAUCAUUGAUGCUGCUGUCACUGUCACAUAUCACUGCAUGAUGCAAGAGAGCCUGCUCCCGUGCAUCUGUCACCAGUUGUUACACAUCCAAAUGCGAGGUUGAACUCAAUCGAGCGAUGAGGGAUAAUAAUCGAGGAGCUGUAGCUAGAGGCUUCAUUCCUUAGAAAACCGUUUACAGCCAUGUCAGCUUUUCCAGAACUUUCAUCUCGUAGACAUUGCUAACAUUGGCAAGAUACUCUGCCACUUACUCAAAAUCCAGUCAUCAGAUAAAUGCCUCACACAUUCGAAGGUAGUUUCUAUUAUACGAUCAGAGUAAGAAACUUCGUUACGAGUAGGAUUUCGUUUCAACUCGCAGCUGUCGUAUCAGAGCUCUCCAAAAAAAAGCACGAGCAUUGAAUCACCACAUCGUUCUACUUCUUUGAAUUGUGCCAAAUUACAUUCCUCAAAUCCCAACGUUAAGCCUCGACGUGCAGCUGAACGCAGACGAGAUCCCCUACUC
Marchantia polymorpha subsp. ruderalis is the source of this 1755-nucleotide messenger RNA. Lineage: Eukaryota; Viridiplantae; Streptophyta; Marchantiopsida; Marchantiales; Marchantiaceae. The record is from the annotation of a GenBank genome assembly.